Messenger RNA from Cotesia glomerata, 1451 nucleotides. RefSeq lists its product as uncharacterized. Gene Ontology annotation, cellular component: nucleus. Gene Ontology annotation, molecular function: DNA binding. NCBI's taxonomy places the organism in Eukaryota, Metazoa, Arthropoda, Insecta, Hymenoptera, Braconidae. The record is from RefSeq and is a predicted model, not a curated record. The transcript is spliced from 3 exons. The coding region runs from base 60 to 1427 and encodes 455 amino acids.
AUAAAUAAAUAAACAAAAUAAAUUAAUAAUUAAAAAGGUAAGAAAAAAAAAUCCUAAAAAUGCCAAAAAUAAAACGUGAAAAAGUUUACGGCCGUCGAGAAAUUGAAGCAGCGUUGGAAGAUGUCAAAAGAGGAAUACCUAUAAGAACAGCUAGCAGGUCUCACAACGUCCCUAGGUCAACAUUGUACUCCAAGUUGACAAACAAGACAUCACUAGAAGCUAAGCCGGGUCCGGCGACUUAUUUGACCCAGGAGCAGGAGCACCAGGUGAUUGACUGGGUGUUUUACUUGCGAGACCGCGGAUUUGCGAUCACCAAGAAUCAGCUGUUGGACAGCGUGCGCGACAUGAUUGUCGCCCUGGGCAGGAAGACUCCCUUUAAAGACAACCGCCCGGGCAGGCACUGGUUCGAGGCCUUCCUAAGGCGCCACCCCGACGCUGCUGAGAAGGUCAUCCAGAAUCUCAGCUCCAGGAUGGUCGAGAAGAAGUCGCUGAGACACUGGUUCCUCGAGGUCAAGCAGACGCUGGAGAACCUUCAGUUAGUGGAGCUUGGAAAGGACCGGGUCUAUAAUUUGAAGGUUGAGGAUUUUCUGAUGAAAGGUCAGAAAAAGAAAAAAGUUGAUCCUGAUGAUUGUAAGGAACGUGUUAAGGUUGUCUUUGCUGGAAAUGCUGAUGGAGAUCUUCUGCCGCCGAUGCUUGCUUUUGGGUACCAAAGAAUUCCGGGAAGUGUUUCUAAGAAUUUGCCGAAAGAUUGGAAGGUGUCAGGAGAGUCAACAGAAAUUUUCCGCGAGUAUAUUUCAUCAACUUUCUACCCGUGGCUAGUAUCCAAAAAAAUAAAGUUCCCAGUAGUGCUGUACAUCGACGGCAGCGCCAACCUGAGUAUGUCAGUAGUGAACUACUGCCGAAAAGUACAAAUAGAACUAGUAGGGUUAUGUCCAGAUGCGACUCACCUGCUCCAGCCGAUAGAACAAGCGCUCUUGAAGCCUCUGACCAAAUCUUGGAACGAUUCUCCGCCAUUAAAAAAAGAAACCUUCGCUCAGGCUCUCAAUACGGAGCUCCUGAGGAUCGACAAGAUGGCGGACGAACUCAAAAUGGCGUUCAAGACCUGCGGACUCUGCCCGUUUUCAAUCGAGGUUGUUAAUUAUGGCCUGGAAGUGGAGCUGGAGAUUAAAGAAGAAAAGAUUGAAGAUGAUAAUAAUCUUCCUGACUUUAAUAAUGAUAAUAAUGUAAAAAGUAGUCUAAAUCUUACCAAAAAUUACUCUUCUGAAGAGUACUUGAGGUUCCUGGAGUUCUUCGAGAGACAUCUAGCGGCAGAUCUUUUGAAAAGUUUCAGAGAAAAUUUACAAGGCUCAGUAUUUGUUGGAGAAGAAAGAAAUAAAGGACUUUUUGAAUUCUGGGUUGAUAUAAAGAAGAAAUGUUUUAGUUUUUAAGUUAAUUUUUAAAUUUAAAAUUUC